AAUGGAAAAAAGAUAUAUAUAUAGACGGACAUGAACGAGAGAAUGUGGUGCAAUAUAGACAAAUAAUUUUUUUGCCGAUGAUGAAGGAAUUGGAGCCCGUUCUUGUUGAAUAUGAUGACAAAGAUCUCUCUAAGUUAGUAGAGAAGGAUAUUUCUCCUGAACAAAA
This is a messenger RNA of Racocetra persica, 166 nucleotides long. The record is from the annotation of a GenBank genome assembly. Lineage: Eukaryota; Fungi; Glomeromycota; Glomeromycetes; Diversisporales; Gigasporaceae.